Arabis nemorensis is the source of this 183-nucleotide messenger RNA. NCBI's taxonomy places the organism in Eukaryota, Viridiplantae, Streptophyta, Magnoliopsida, Brassicales, Brassicaceae. The record is from the annotation of a GenBank genome assembly.
AUGGCUUCUGCGGCAGAGAAUGAUCUGCUGAGGCGAGAGGCACCAUCGAUGGAGAUCGAGAGGCAGAGAGCUUCAUUGUUGACGACGGAGAUCAAGAGGCUGAGCUCCAACGGCGGCCUCGUGCCUAGAGAGAGUGUACUUAAGAUGUUGGAAAAUGAAAGAGAUAAACGCUACUCGUUUUAG